This is a messenger RNA of Abrus precatorius (Indian licorice), 2312 nucleotides long. RefSeq names its product pentatricopeptide repeat-containing protein At5g50990. The coding region runs from base 22 to 1656 and encodes 544 amino acids. The record is from RefSeq and is a predicted model, not a curated record. Gene Ontology annotation, molecular function: RNA binding; protein binding; zinc ion binding. The transcript is spliced from 2 exons. Gene Ontology annotation, biological process: RNA modification. Lineage: Eukaryota; Viridiplantae; Streptophyta; Magnoliopsida; Fabales; Fabaceae.
ACUCAUGAAUGAAAGGUGACGAUGAUGAAGUUGCAGAGGUCAAGACAUGGAGCCAAAAUGUUUGGUUCUUUUAGUGAUUCACUGAGCAACGUUAACGUUAAUCCUUCAUUGUGUUCCAACACACCACACUAUCAAUUCACAGUUACAGAUCCCACUGUACUCCACCAAGUUCUCGAACGCUGUAGAGUUUCAAUGGAUUUCAAAACUGCCACUAAAACCCAUGCAAGGGUCGUUGUACUUGGCUAUGCCACUUACCCUUCUCUUGUGGCUUCUCUGAUAUUAACCUAUGUUCACUUUCACCAACACCACAUUGCCCAUCAUGUUUUCUCUAACGUUUUGGAUCUGUUUUACAUGAAUCUGGUGAUCGAAAGCUUAAUGAAAGGUGGGCAUUGUGAUGUUGCCAAGAGGGUGUUUGGCAAAAUGCCUGUUAGAGAUGUGGUCACUUGGAACUCCAUGAUUGGAGGGUAUGUUAAAAACAUGCGCUUUUCUGAUGCUUUGAGUUUUUUCCGGAGGAUGCUGAAGAGUGUCAAGGUUGAACCUGAUGGGUUCACCUUUGCUUCUGUGGUUGCUGCGUGUUCUCGCCUUGGGGCUCUUUGCUAUGCCAAGUGGGUGCAUGGUUUGAUGAAUGAGAAAAGGGUUGAGCUGAAUUAUAUAUUGAGUGCUGCAUUGAUUGACAUGUAUGCUAAGUGUGGUAGAAUUGAUGUUUCAAAAAGGGUUUUUGAGGAUGUUACGCGUGAUCAUGUGUCUGUUUGGAAUGCUAUGAUUAAUGGGUUGGCAAUUCAUGGGCUUGCUUUGGAUGCGAUGGCAGUGUUUUCGAGGAUGGAGAUGGAAUGUAUUUUGCCAGAUUCUGUUACUUUUAUUGGGAUUCUGACUGCUUGUAGCCACUGUGGAUUGGUUGAAGAAGGUCGCUCAUAUUUUGAUAUGAUGCAGAAUUGUUUCUUGAUUCGGCCACAUCUUGAGCAUUAUGGAAGCAUGGUUGAUCUCUUGGGACGAGCAGGGCUCUUAGAAGAGGCCUAUGCUAUGAUUAAGGUGAUGCCAAUGGAGCCUGAUGUUGUUAUUUGGAGAGCAGUUUUGAGUGCUUGUAGAAUCCAUAGAAAGAAAGAACUUGGUGAAGUUGCCAUUGCAAACAUUUCCCACCUAGAGAGUGGGGAUUUUGUGUUGCUGUCAAAUAUGUAUUGUUCUUUAAAUAACUGGGAUACUGCUGAGCGAGUGAGACGGAUGAUGAAAAUGGGAGGGGUUCGUAAAAGGCGUGGUAAGAGUUGGAUUGAAUUAGGGGACAGUAUUCACCAGUUCAAUGCAGCUGAUCAGUCACAUGCUGAAAUGAAAGCAAUUUACAGAGUGCUGGAAGGUUUGAUCCAAAGAGCUAAGUUGGAGGGAUUCAUACCCUUGACAGAUUUGGUUCUGAUGGAUGUUUCUGAAGAGGAAAAGGAGGAAAAUUUGAUGUUUCAUAGUGAAAAGUUGGCCUUGGCCUAUGGGGUCCUGAAAAGUAGCCCAGGAACAAAAAUCAGGAUUUCCAAAAACCUGCGUAUCUGUCAAGAUUGUCAUGAUUGGAUUAAAAUUGUGUCAAGAAUAUUAAACAGGGAAAUAAUUGUGAGGGAUCGCAUCCGUUUUCACCAAUUUGAAGGUGGUUUUUGCUCUUGCAGAGACUACUGGUAGCUGAGAGUUAAAUCUUGGUUGCAUUUUUUAGUGGCCCUUAACAAAUACAAAUGCUGAUUGAGAAGAAACUAUCUCAGAAGUGUAUGAGGGGAUGGACAUUGGACACCCAAUCCUUAAGCAUCAAAGUAUGAACAGCUCUCUCCACACCACUAAUUACAAAGACCAAAAUCCUAUCCGAUUAGGUCCUUUGCAUCCAUGUUAGCUUUGAACAAGGUAAAAUGAAAACCAAUUUUGGGUAAUUUUUGAGUAAAAUGAUUUUAAGUUGCUAUUAUGUAAAUAUGAUGGGUAAAGUAAAAAUUAUUGUAUACAAUUUGGCAGUUAUAUAUGUUGAUCCCUUUUUGAUAAUUGACAAUGUCCCUCCUGAUGAUCAGCAAGAAGUAAACUAGCAGGAGUGCAGGACAUCAAAUGGAAACUAUUGUAGUGAAUGUAGCAAGAUACUAAGUGGCUGCACCUGGACCUAAAAGGAGAAGGGAACUUCCACCAUUUUUUAUUCUUCCUGAUGGACUAGCAAUCUGUUUGAAGCUAGGAGAUUAGUUAGGACAGAUAUUUUAGUUUGUUAGCAGAAGGGGUUAGUGAGGUAUAUAAAUAAGAGGGGAUGUAAAGGAAGGGGCAUGCAAAUUGUUUCACUCAUAAACUGAGCUUGUGCUCUUUGUAAC